UCAAAUAAUCAUUAUUUGAUUAUCCAUACAUCAAUAUUAGUAAGGCCAGAUAUGGAGAUAUCAAUGUUUGUAACAUAAGAAGCGAUCUGAGCAUCGUAUAUAAAGCGCACAGGUCGCCGUUAAAUCGUCCCAGAGUCAUCAGUACCACACGAGCAUCUCGAGAUACACGAUCGUGCAAUUUCUUCAUUGAAUACCCAGUCAAGGGCAACGCAAUAAUGAGGCUUAACAGUAUCAUACCGAACUUUAAGGCCGAUACCACGCAAGGUCCCAUUGAUUUUUAUGAAUGGCAGGGCAACUCAUGGGUAGUUAUCUUCUCCCAUCCUGCAGAUUUCACUCCUGUGUGCACUACUGAAUUGGGUCGUAUUGCCGUACAUCAGCCAUUCUUUGAGAAACGCAAUACCAAGCUGCUUGCUCAUUCAGUUGACAAGCUCAAGGACCACGUGGACUGGGUCAAUGAUAUUAAGUCAUACUGCAAAGACAUUCCCGGCGCUUUCCCAUAUCCCAUCAUCGCCGAUCAUAAUCGUAAGCUUGCCGUGCAACUGGAUAUGAUCGAUGAGCAGAGCAAAGAUGAUCCGCAAACCGCUGAGACUGUUCGCGCUCUGUACAUUGUUAGUCCAGAUCAUCGUCUGCGACUCUCCAUGCAAUAUCCGACCUCCACUGGACGCAACGUCGACGAGAUAUUGCGUGUGAUUGAUUCGUUGCAGCUCGUUGAUAGACGACCAGAAGUAGCAACUCCCGCCAACUGGGUGCCUGGUGAGAAGGUAAUGAUUCUGCCGUCGGUGAAGGAAGAGGAUCUUCCAAAUCUCUUCCCAGGAGGUGUCGAUCGUGUGUCUAUGCCGUCUGGAAAAGUCUACGUCCGCACUACCACUGAUUAUUAAUCGAGAAUGAGGUUUUUUUAUACAUAUAAAUAUUUCUCAUUUGCUUCUGAUUUUUUUACCUAAAUAGUAGUUGAUUUAAUCGCCUUAAAGCGAAUUUAUAGAUUUGAAGCAGAUUAUAUUUUUCUAAUGAAGAUUACAUUCUACUUUAAUCUAACUUUUUUUUAAAAAUAUAUCUUAAAAAGUUCUAUUCUCAAAUUUUCAUUUUUUAAGAUCGUUGAUUUAGAGUACUCGGCUACCUCUUGAAUUUCUCAGAUAUCUUAUUUUAAAUUUUGUUAUCUAUUCAUUUGUUAUUUAUAUAUGUGUAAAAGUAUUACAAAUUGCUGUUAAAAUUUAUUAAUUAUUUUUUCUAACAUCACUGAUCUUAUAAUUAAUAUCAAAUUAUUUAAGUUGUUGAAAUAAAUAGAUAUUAAUAUAUUUGAGAUACUUACCACAUUUUCUGGAAGUUUGUGCCCAGGCAAAUAUUUAACGUUUUCGUGAAGAGUAUUGAUUAUGUCUGUCAGUUUCUCAUUAUUAAUAAUUUCCUCAUA
This is a messenger RNA of Camponotus floridanus (Florida carpenter ant), 1405 nucleotides long. Its product is annotated as peroxiredoxin-6-like. Gene Ontology annotation, biological process: cellular oxidant detoxification; cell redox homeostasis. Bases 216 to 878 code for a protein of 220 amino acids. Gene Ontology annotation, cellular component: mitochondrion; cytosol. The record is from RefSeq and is a predicted model, not a curated record. Lineage: Eukaryota; Metazoa; Arthropoda; Insecta; Hymenoptera; Formicidae. Gene Ontology annotation, molecular function: peroxiredoxin activity. The transcript is spliced from 5 exons.